Molecule: messenger RNA, 1505 nt
Organism: Striga asiatica
Lineage: Eukaryota; Viridiplantae; Streptophyta; Magnoliopsida; Lamiales; Orobanchaceae
Source: the annotation of a GenBank genome assembly
UGGAAAAUUACAAAAAGAUACCUUUGGAAAUGUAGUAGGUAAGAGUUGUGUGUUUGUAUAAAUUAAAAGCCCCAAUCAAGCAUUGAGGAGCUAUAAAAAAGGAAAAUUGGUGUGUAUAUUUCCGCUACCAACAGCGCCGUGAAAGAAGAAGAAGAAGAAAGAAGAAGAUGGUUGGCAGGACAAGUUUGGGAUUGAUAGUGGUGCUGGUCUCCAUGGUGGCUUAUUCUUCGUACGCUCAAACGAACUGCUCCAACUACAGGUUCAGCAACGGCAACGAGUUGUACGCAACGUGCGUGACCCUCCCCGUGCUCGACUCCUUCCUCCACUGGACCUACCAACCGUCCAACCACACCCUCAACAUCGCCUACCGCCACACCCGAGUCACCGCCUCCAACUGGGUGGCUUGGGCCCUAAAUCCGGGCGGCAGAGGCAUGAGCGGUGCCCAGUGCCUUGUGGCCUUGGUGGACCCCUCCUCCUCCACUCCUCGUGCAUACACCUCCGCCAUCGCCCUCAAUGACUACCGCACCACCCUCCAGCAGAACUCCCUCAGCUUCCAAGUCCCAUCCCUCUCCGCUGAGUUUCGGGACGGCCAGGAGAUGAUCAUACGCGCCACCAUCCAGCUCCCUCCAGGGAGGACCAGCUUCAACCAGGUGUGGCAGGUCGGCCCUCUUAGCCCCUCCGGUCAGCCCCAGCAGCACGCCAGCACCUCUGCGAACCUGGGUGCUACCAACAACCUCGAUUUUGCUACUGGGACCACCUUACAGACUGGCGGUGGCAGCGGCGGUGGCUCAAGGCAGAGAAGAAGAAAUACUCACGGUGUGCUGAACGUGGUGAGCUGGGGAAUACUGAUGCCGAUUGGGGCCAUGACGGCAAGGUACCUGAAGGUGUUCAAAGUGGGGAACCCAGCGUGGUUCUACCUCCACGUCACCUGCCAGGCCACUGCCUAUGUAGUCGGGGUUGCCGGCUGGGCCACGGGACUCAAACUAGGCAGCGACUCCCCUGGAAUCGAGCGCACAACCCACAGGAACAUUGGAAUCACCCUUUUCGUCCUGGGCACCCUUCAGGCGUUUGCCCUCCUCCUCAGGCCCAAGCCCGACCACAAGUACAGGAUCUUCUGGAACAUUUACCACCAUUCCAUCGGCUACUCCGUCAUUGCCCUCAGCAUCGCCAACAUUUUCGAGGGAUUCGACAUCUUGGACCCUGAGAGGAAGUGGAGACGAGCCUACAUUGGCGUGCUCAUUGCCUUGGGAGCUAUUGCCCUUUUCCUCGAACCACUCACCUGGUUUAUCGUUAUCAAGAGAAAGAGGGACUCUUCUAAGCACGCACCCAAUGGGACCAAUGGUUAUAUUGCCUAGCCAGCCACAUACUUUUCAUUUUCUUGUUUCUUUUUUGUCGAUCUAGAUGGGUUAUUAUAGUCGUCAUUGAUACUGUUCUUGAUGUUACGAUUACUUCUACUAUCUUCAUGAUUUUUGUCCUAGGUGAUGACGAUUCAUUUCCGAGUUGNG